Branchiostoma belcheri (Belcher's lancelet) is the source of this 519-nucleotide messenger RNA. Its product is annotated as snaclec bothroinsularin subunit beta-like. Lineage: Eukaryota; Metazoa; Chordata; Leptocardii; Amphioxiformes; Branchiostomatidae. The transcript has 3 exons. Bases 1 to 519 code for a protein of 172 amino acids. The record is from RefSeq and is a predicted model, not a curated record.
AUGGCAACCACAACCACCUUGGCAACCACUCCUGUCGCUACAACAACUUCCAUGGCAACCACAACCACCCUGACAACCACUCCCGUUGCUACAACAACUACCAUGGCAACCACCACUCCCAUGACAACCACUCCAACUGUUACUAGCGGCCCAUGUCUCCCAGAUUACGAACUGUUUGAGGACAACUGCUACCGCGUGUUCACUGAGCCCAAGAGUUACAUGGAGUCAGUGCUGGUCUGUAAGAAGGACUGCGGCGUCCUGGCCACACCACGUACCAGCACGAUAAACAACUACCUGGUCAAGCUGAAGAACAGGGUGGCAGGCGACAAGUUUGUCCGUUUCGGGCUGACGGAUCACGUGAAGGAGGGAGUGUUCGAGUGGAUCGACGGCACUCCUCUAGGGGACUUCACGAACUGGGAACUACUUGGUGGGAAAAUACGCAACUCUGACCGCAAGGACUGCGUUGAAUAUAACAAGCUUUGCGAGCAAAGCCAAGAAGUAGGAAGAUUACGAGGGUGA